Messenger RNA from Centruroides sculpturatus (bark scorpion), 2855 nucleotides. It is a transcript of the gene TM9SF4, whose product is annotated as transmembrane 9 superfamily member 4-like. The transcript has 18 exons. The coding region runs from base 211 to 2109 and encodes 632 amino acids. Lineage: Eukaryota; Metazoa; Arthropoda; Arachnida; Scorpiones; Buthidae. The record is from RefSeq and is a predicted model, not a curated record. Gene Ontology annotation, biological process: protein localization to membrane. Gene Ontology annotation, cellular component: membrane.
UCAUCAUCAAAGAUGGCGGAUGUCGAGUGUUGAGAAGUUCGUGUAUUAAUGGUUGUUUGUGUAGAAAGGAGCGAUUCUCUUAAAGAUAAUUAUAAAAUCUUUAAUGAGCGAACUUUUUUCCAUUUUCUCAAACAAUUAAUAAAUUAGAAAAGGAAAUAAAUCUGCUUUGUAGAUAUUAGGUGAAUCUUAGCUGAUAGAUAUUAAAUAAAUAUGGAAUCAAUUAUAAUUGUCUUCAUAAAAAAGAUCAUUUUCCUUUUGAUCGUCGAGCACUUUGGAAAAGUUUCUUCGUUUUACGUGCCGGGAGUCGCACCGGUCGAGUUUAUGAAAAAUCAGCCCAUCGAAGUCAAAGCUGUAAAGAUGACAAGCACGCAGACUCAGUUGCCUUACGAUUACUAUUCUCUUCCGGUGUGUCGGCCGAAAAAUGGCACGAUUUAUAAAUCUGAGAAUCUCGGCGAAGUACUUCGUGGCGAUCGUAUAGUCAAUACACCUUACGAAGUUUACAUGGCAGUUAACAGUGAUUGUCGAGUGCUCUGCAACAAAGACAAUUUAGUAACUUGGACAGAGAAACAAUCCAGAACUGUUGCCCAUCGUAUUCAACAUCAAUAUUCUGUCCAUCUACUGGUCGAUAAUCUACCAUGUGCGACAAAAUUUGAAAUGUUGGAAACUGGUCAACCCCAAUAUGAACAUGGAUAUAAACUGGGUUUUGUAGAAGACGGAGUGUCGUACAUAAAUAAUCAUCUAAAAUUGAUUUUAAAGUAUCACGUUCAAACACCAGGGGAGAAUUACAGAGUGGUUGGAUUCGAAGUCGAAACCAAAAGUGUCGACUAUACCGAAAUAAAACGAGAUAAAGCAAACAAUGCAAAAUGUACCAUUCCAGAAAGACCCAAGAGGCAAUCAAUUAAUCUUCAAGGAGAAACAAAGUUGUUAUUUACUUAUGAAGUUAAAUGGGAAGAAAGUAAUAUUCGAUGGGCGUCGAGAUGGGAUAUUUAUCUUGCUAUGAGUGAUGUGCAGAUCCAUUGGUUUUCUAUUAUCAAUUCAGUUGUGGUCGUCUUCUUUCUUUCAGGAAUAUUGACGAUGAUCAUUAUAAGGACAUUAAGACGAGAUAUUGCCAGAUACAAUAAAGAUGACGAUUUGGAAGAUGCCAUGGAAGAAACAGGAUGGAAAUUAGUGCAUGGUGAUGUUUUUCGACCACCAAGGUAUCCAAAAUUAUUUGCUGCUGUAAUUGGAAGUGGAAUUCAGAUAUUUUUUAUGACUUUUGUUACAAUAUUUUUUGCUAUGUUGGGAAUGCUGUCUCCAGCAUCUAGAGGAGCACUAAUGACUGCUGCCAUAUUUUUAUAUGUUUUUAUGGGAUUACUUGCUGGAUAUUUCUCUGCACGUCUUUAUAAAACAUUAAAGGGAUUGCAAUGGAGAAAGGCUGCAUUUUUGACAGCAACCCUGUAUCCUGGUAUUGUGUUUGGAACAUGUUUCUUCCUAAAUUUUUUCAUAUGGGGAAAACAGUCUUCUGGAGCAGUUCCAUUUACAACGAUGUUAGCCCUACUCUGCAUGUGGUUCGGAAUUUCUCUACCUUUAGUUUAUCUCGGAUAUUAUUUCGGUUACCGUAAAUAUCCAUACGAACAUCCGGUGCGAACAAAUCAGAUUCCUAGACAAGUUCCAGAACAAGUUUGGUAUAUGAAUCCUAUUUUGUGCACUCUUAUGGCUGGGAUACUACCAUUUGGAGCAAUGUUUAUAGAAUUAUUCUUCAUAUUCACAGCAAUCUGGGAAAAUCAAUUUUAUUAUUUAUUUGGCUUCUUAUUCUUAGUUUUCAUUAUCCUCAUUAUAUCUUGUUCCCAAAUAUCAAUAGUAAUGGUGUAUUUCCAGCUAUGUGGCGAGGAUUAUCGCUGGUGGUGGCGAUCUUUUAUCGUGUCCGGAGGUUCUGCCGUUUAUGUGUUUGCCUAUGCCAUUUUCUAUUUUAUUACUAAGCUUGAAAUCACAGAAUUUGUCCCGACACUCUUGUAUUUUGGUUACACACUGCUGAUGGUACUCACGUUCUGGCUUCUGACGGGAACCAUAGGUUUCUAUGCCGCCUACGCCUUCGUUCGCAAGAUAUACGCAGCGGUGAAAUUUGAUUAAACAUGGAGAAUCCGCCUUUUUUUUUCACAUGCGUACCUUUGCCGCACCGGGCUGUGCCUCGUGCUUCCAAUAAUUAAUUGCAAGAAGACUCUUAGUAAAGGUUUCUUUUUCUCUCUCUAUCUCUCUCUCUCUUUUUUUUAAUUGUUUUGGAUCAGAGUAUGAUUAGGCCUAUUGUACAUUACCAAGUAUUAGAAGAUUUUUGUGGAUUUCUCAUAUUUCUUAACCAUUAAAGAACAUUUUGAGUUACAUCAUUGCACAUAUUUAUCUUAUUUAAGACGUCAGAAAUUGGUAAGGAUCGGAACAAAAUAUCCCAGAAAAGAUUCUUGUGGUGGUGAUGCAGACGUCUCUUAUUUCCGAAAUAAUAAUUUACAAGUUAGAAUUUUAGAACGUAAAAAUCCAAAUGUGGUAUUUAAAAUCUAAGUUGACGUCGUGGACCAAAGCACUCCGAGUAAUAAUGCAAACUUCUUUUAUAUCCGAAAAACGACCUACGAUUGGAUAAUUCACUUUAAAAAAUGCUUUCCGUGACGUACGUCAGCCAUUUGUAAACAUCACGUUUUUUUCUUUUACAUCAAAUAUGCUGUGAAGCGACUGCAUCAUUUUAAAUUUGGCCUACAAAAUUAAGUGUAACAUAUAUUAAUUUACAUGCCAGUAUCUCCAAUAUGUUAGUGUGUGAACGAGGAUAUAAAUGAUGUAAAUAAGUGGCAUACAAUUUCGUUCCGUGCACGUGAAAUAAAAUUUAUAUAAAU